GUCGGCCCGGCAGAGGCCCGCUGGGAGCCGGGAAGGAGCAUGCGUGGAAGCUCGGUAGGGCACGGGGCGGUGGCGGGGCUUCUCGACCAUGGCGGAGAGGUUGGGCGAAGACAAGGAUCUUGGUCCCAACCCGUCGGUGCUGUUCCUGCACCCGGACCUGGGCGUGGGCGGCGCCGAGCGGCUGGUGCUAGACGCGGCGCUGGCCCUGCAGGCGUGCGGAUGUAGCGUCAAGGUCUGGACGGCGCACUACGAUCCCAGCCACAGCUUCGCGGACAGUCGCGAGCUGCAGGUGCACUGCGCCGGGGACUGGCUCCCGCGCAGCCUGGGCUGGGGAGGCCGCGGGGCCGCGGUCUGUGCUUACGUGCGCAUGAUCUUCCUGGCGCUCUACGUGCUGUUCCUCGGCGAUGAAGAGUUCGACGUGGUCGUGUGCGACCAGGUGUCCGCCUGCAUCCCGGUGCUCAAGCUGGCCAGACGGCCCAAGAAAAUCCUGUUUUAUUGUCACUUCCCAGAUCUGCUUCUCACCAGGAGAGAUUCUUUUCUGAAACGCUUGUACAGGGCGCCGAUUGACUGGGUAGAGGAGUACACCACGGGCAUGGCGGACUGCAUCUUGGUCAACAGCCGGUUUACAGCUGCCGUUUUUAAGGAAACAUUCAAGUCCCUGUCUCACAUAGACCCCCAUGUCCUCUACCCAUCUCUGAAUGUCACCAGCUUUGACUCUGCUGUUCCUGAAAAGCUCGAUGACCUUGUCCCCAAGGGGAAGAAAUUCCUGUUCCUCUCCAUCAACAGAUAUGAAAGGAAGAAAAAUCUGACUUUGGCACUGGAAGCCCUAGAAGAACUGCGUGGAAGGUUGACAUCCCAGGAUUGGGACAAGGUUCAUCUAAUCAUGGCCGGUGGUUAUGACGAAAGAGUCCUGGAGAAUGUGGAACACUAUCAGGAAUUGAAGGAAAUGGUCCGACAGUCUGGCCUUGGACAGUGUGUGACCUUCCUGCGGUCUUUCUCAGACACACAGAAAAUCGCACUUCUCCACGGCUGUACCUGUGUGCUUUACACACCGAGCAAUGAACACUUCGGCAUCGUCCCUUUGGAGGCCAUGUACAUGCAGUGCCCAGUCAUUGCUGUGAAUUCGGGUGGGCCCCUGGAGUCCGUCGUCCACGGCGUCACAGGGUUUCUAUGUGAACCUGACCCAGUGCACUUCUCAGAAGCGAUGGAAAAGUUCAUCCAUGAACCUUCCUUAAAAGCCACAAUGGGACUGGCUGGGAGAGCCAGGGUGAAGGAAAAGUUCUCCUCUGCAGCUUUUACGGAACAGCUCUACCAGUAUGUCACCAAACUGCUGGUAUAAUCCAACUUUUUUUAAAGGCCUUUAUGCUAUAUUCGUUAGUAUCAAUUUUUAUAGAUUGUAGACUCACUUUUGAAACCGAAAAAGAAACCUAAAAUCUAUUGCAGAAGAGAUUAAAAGAAAAAUGCACUUGAAAAAAAAAAAAUGCACUUGAAUCUUGAAUCUGAACCACUUCCCCAUGCACUGCUCCUUUUCAUCUACUUUUUAAGAAAAAUGGAAUAUCUUUUAUGCUGUAGUUAUUCCAUGUCUUACUAGUGUUAAGAUAUAAAAAUGGUACAAUUCCACAUUCAUCAAAAAAUUUCAAUUAUAAUUCUCUAGAUUAUUAUUGCUUUGACUGUAAAUUUUGAGUUAUAGUGUGCCUUGGUACACUAUAGUUUAAUUGUAUCAUCAUUAAAGUUGAUUAAUUUGGGUUCAUAGCAUAAUGAGAACAGGAUCACUGUAGUCCCCAAAAUCAGUGCAUUCACUAUCCUGUGUUAGUAAAUUUUUGCUAGUCAUACCUUCUCCUGGACCCAUAGCAAGAAUGUUCUGUACUUUUUUACAAAGAUGAUUUAUUAUAUUUUUGCACACAGAGAUGUGACAGUAAAAUAUGUUUAUCAUAGGAAAAGAAAGCAUACUAGAUUUUGGCCUCUGUGAUCUGGGAUCGUUAAGAGUGUGGACAGCCAAGCCUGAAGUCUGAAACUAGAGUAAACAAGGUGUUAAAAGUAAGAGGACGUCCUCACUCAUGGGUGUGCGUCUGAUGUAAGUUUGGUUUCUUCAUGUCAUCUGAGUCAUCGGCUUUGUUAGUGUUGGUGUUUGGUUAGGGAAGCUCCUACUAAGCAUAAGACAUAAUUGCUUUGUGUCCUUCAAGUCCUGCGCCAGAUGUCAUGGCUGUGGAGCUUUCCUUGACCCCCACCCCCUUCCUCCUCCCUCCUGCCAGCCUAAACGUGGUUCUCCUCUGCCAUGGACCCUAGCCCUUUUGUGGCCCGGACCAGUCUUACAGUUUCUUACUUACCUGUUGGCCUAAGUACAAAUAAACGUAAAGCACUUUUCAACAUAUCUUCACAGCUAAAUUCUUUUUUUUUUUUUUUACUUUUUUUUUAAUUCCAGCCCAACAUGGGGCUUGAACUCAUGACCCCAAGAUCAAGAGUCUCAUGUUCUACCAGCUGACCCAGUCAAGUACCCUAAAAGCUAAAUUCAUCUUUAGAAGAGCAAUGAUCACUAGCCAAAGGCUUCUCAUUGAUCAAUUCUAAGAGUAUAGACGUGAGAGCCUAAUAGCCUGUUUGACCUUGGAUGAAUUACUUCAUUUCUCUGCCUCAGCUUCUUCAUCUGCUGUAAUAUUCUACAUUCUUCAUAGAGCAGUUACAGCAGAUUACCAUAAUAUAUGUGAAAUAUUUAAAACAGUACUUGGCACAUAGUAUGGGCUAUAUAAAUGUUAGCUAUUUUGUUACUUGGGUAUAUUGAAAAGCUGUAGAAAUUCCACAGGGGUUCAUGCUGCACUACUAUAUUGUUCUUUGGGUUGUUUUUGGUUGUUUUUGUUUUUUUU
Lutra lutra (Eurasian river otter) is the source of this 2858-nucleotide messenger RNA. It is a transcript of the gene ALG2, whose product is annotated as ALG2 alpha-1,3/1,6-mannosyltransferase. The transcript is spliced from 2 exons. NCBI's taxonomy places the organism in Eukaryota, Metazoa, Chordata, Mammalia, Carnivora, Mustelidae. Bases 89 to 1339 code for a protein of 416 amino acids. Gene Ontology annotation, molecular function: GDP-Man:Man(1)GlcNAc(2)-PP-Dol alpha-1,3-mannosyltransferase activity; alpha-1,3-mannosyltransferase activity. The record is from RefSeq and is a predicted model, not a curated record.